GCCCGCUGCCUUCCGCUUCCCCUAGCAGCAGGAAGAGGCGCGCGGGGGCGCAGGGCCGCCGCCAUGCAGGUCUCCAGCCUCAACGAGGUGAAGAUCUACAGCCUCAGCGCCGGCAGGAGCCUCCCGGAGUGGCUCUCUGACAGGAAGAAAAGAGCUUUACAGAAGAAAGAUGUUGAUAUUCGUAGAAGAAUUGAACUUAUUCAAGACUUUGAGAUGCCAACGAUUAGCACAAAGAUUAAGGUGUCAAGAGAUGGACAGUAUAUUAUGGCAGUUGGAACUUAUAAGCCAAGGAUCCGCUGUUUUGAUACCUAUCAGUUGUCCCAGAAAUUUGAAAGGUGCUUAGAUUCUGAAGUGGUUACGUUUGAGAUUUUAUCAGAUGAUUACUCAAAGAUUGUCUUCUUGCAGUGUGACAGAUUCGUGGAGUUUCAUUCACAGCAUGGCCACUACUACAGAACAAGAAUACCAAAAUUUGGUAGAGACUUUUCUUAUCACUAUCCAUCGUGUGACCUGUAUUUUGUAGCAGCAAGUUCUGAAGUAUACAGGCUAAAUCUGGAACAAGGAAGGUUUCUGAACUCCUUGCAGACUGAUGCUUCAGAGAAUAAUGUCUGUGACAUAAAUCCUACACACUUCUUGUUUGCUACAGGGACAGCUGAGGGUAAAGUGGAAUGCUGGGACCCUAGAACUAGAAAUCGAGUUGGGUUGUUGGAUUGUGCUUUAAGCAGUGUGACAGCAGAUACAGAGAUAGAUGGUUUACCUUCCAUUUCAGCACUGAAAUUUAGUGGAGCUUUGAAUAUGGCUGUUGGAACGUCUACUGGGCAGGUUUUAUUAUAUGAUCUCCGGUCUAGUAACCCAUUAAUAGUCAAAGAUCACCAAUAUGGCUUGCCUAUUAAGUCAAUUCAGUUUCAGCAUGAGUUAGAUUUAAUUAUCUCUGCAGAUUCUCGAAUCAUAAAAAUGUGGAACAAAGAUACAGGGAAGAUAUUUACUUCAAUGGAGCCAGAAUAUGACAUCAAUGAUGUCUGUCUUUAUCCAAAUUCAGGAAUGCUAAUGACUGCCAAUGAAGCCCCUAAAAUGAGUAUCUAUUAUAUGCCAGUUUUAGGACCUGCCCCAAAAUGGUGUUCCUUCUUGGACAACUUGACUGAAGAGCUGGAAGAGAAUCCAGAUAGCACAGUUUAUGAUGAUUACAAAUUUGUUACCAGAAAAGACCUUGAAAAUUUAGGCCUUGCUCAUCUCAUUGGAUCGUCAUUACUCAGAGCAUAUAUGCAUGGCUUUUUCAUGGACAUAAGACUUUAUCAUAAGGCAAAAAUGAUGGCCAACCCAUUUGCUUACGAAGAAUACAGAAGAGAGAAAAUAAGACAGAAAAUAGAAGAAACGCGUGCACAGAGAGUUCAACUAAAGAAGCUUCCAAAAGUCAAUAAAGAGCUUGCACUCAAACUGAUUGAAGAAGAGGAGCAACAAGCUACUAGAAAAAGGAAACAAAAGAAUCUGCCUAGCCUUCUCAAAGAUGAUCGUUUUAAGGUCAUGUUUGAGAACCCAGAUUUCCAGGUAGAUGAGCAGAGUGAAGAAUUCAGGUUGCUUAACCCACUUGUUUCUAAAAUAAGUGAGAAAAGAAAGAAGAAACUAAAGAUCUUAGAGGAAAAGGAAGCACAAGAACAGGAAGAGGAAGAAGAACCAGAAGGAAAACCAAGUGAUGCAGAAAGUUCUGAGAGUUCAGAUGAUGAAAAAGGCUGGGUUGAAGAGGUCAGGAAACAGCGCAAACUUCUACGCCAAGAGGAAAAAGUAAAGCGGCAGGAAAGGUUCAAGGAGGAUCAGCAAACAUUACUGAAACCUCAAUUUUUUGAGAUUAAAGAAGGAGAGGAAUUCAGAAGCUUCAAAGACUCUGCCAAAAAACAAAAAUUAAUGAAGAAAACUCUUGGAGAUCGUUUAAAGCUUGAAGAAAAACUUGGCACACUCAGUGUGUCUGAUACCACAGUAGGCAGCAAACAGGCAACAUUCAAAUUAAAAAAGUCAGAGCAACAAAAGAAACAGCAGGAAGCUGAGAAACAGCAUCGUCAAGAGAGGAAAACACUCAGGCGUUCUGCUGGCCACCUCAAGAACAAACGUGGAAGAGGGCAACGGUUUCAUUGAUUUAUUUUAUGUUAAUUUUUCUAAGAAACUGCUUUUCUCUUAUUUUUCGUUUGAAAAUGGGACUUCACAGUACAAAUGUAUUUGUAUUUGUAAUGGACACAGAAACCAGAACUUGCUAAACCUUCUAUUAACUAUUGAAAAGCUUAUGAAAGUGUAAGUAUUGGCAAAAGGACAUUGUGAGUAUGGUGUAUUAUAAACUCCAGUAUGGUUGUAUUUGUGCAGAAGGCAUCAGCAGCUGGUUAUUGUGUAACCCUGGAUGUAGUCUAUAUAAGAAUUUAUCUAUACAACAAGGCUGUCUGUCUUUUUUUUAAUUUAAGCAGUUGGUUUUUGCUUUCUGAAAUGUUCUUUAUUUGUGACUACUUAGAUGCAAGAUCUUGGGUGAAUUAUUUUGUCUGAAAACUUUCUUUACAAGGAUACUAUGAAUUUUGCUUUUCUUUUAUGCUUCUAGUAGAGUGACGUACAAUUGUUUUUCAAAACAGUUCUCAAAAACUGAUUUUGACUUUAUGUUCUUAGGCUGCCUCUGUAGCCAAGAGGAGAUUAAAAAAAAAAUGGUCAUCCUGAGAGCAAUGGAGAAUGGCAAGCUUGCAUUGUUGUGAGUCACCCUAUAAGGAAAUCUCUCUUGCCUCACUGAUGCACAACGAGGAAUCUAGGAGGGAUUAGCUUAAUAAGCUAAAGUUUGGUGAACAUUGCCUUUACUCGGAAUCCUUGGUACCAGGUUUAAUGUGUUUUGGUAAGAAAGCCAUGAAUCAGCAGGCUUGUAGAAUCAUGUAGUAUAUGUCUAUAUACCCAGCAAAUUAAGGCCAUACAAGUAGUCUCCAUUCCUUCAAAGUUAGUUUAGUUAAAUAACUUAAGAAACUUGAACCUAUGUUAAGGAAAUGAUUGAUUAUUUUGAAUGUCAUCUUUCUGAUUACCAACAGAAUGCUUGUUGCUAAGCAGCAUGCAGCAUCUCUUCUUGGUUUUUAUCUCGCAAAACCUUCAUUUACAUAAGUAGUCUGCUACACAGGCAAAGGAAUUAAUUUUACCUUUCAUCUUGAAGGAACUUUGUUACUGCUUUCUAAAAAGCUUUAUAAUUUGCCUUUUUGCUAAAUCCAAAAAACUCUGAACUUUGGAUCCAGCAAGAGUCAGUGAAUCUCCUCAACCCUGUAAAUCACUUUGAGAACUGAAAAUUAUUAAGUGUUUUGCUUUAUAAACCAGAGAGACUAUUAAUCUGGUCAGGUCUCCUAUACAAUACUUACCAUAAAAUUUUUGCAGUUAUUUCAAUAAGAACCUAACAAUUACUACUGAAUCAAACUACUAAGGGAAAUAUUUUUUUUUUAUCUUAGCCUGAUGUUUUCUGAUCAAGGUUUAUUUUUUAGUCAAUAGAUUAAUUGGCCACACAGUUAAAUUUAUUUUCUUCUGAUUUAAUUUUACCUGGUUUUAAUUCCCUGCCUCUGGUUUUAAUUAUAUUGUUUCCUUUAAUAUAAAAAUUCCUUUUGCACAUGGUAUUUCCUUCUUUGAAACAUACAUUGCGAUCAAGUCCCCUCUAAGUCUUUGCAUUCAGCUAAAAGACAAGAAUUCUCUGUGUCAUAGGUUUUUUUCUUCAGCUUUCAAAUUUCUACAUUGUCUGUGAACUUGUCACACUUUCUAUGUAACACAGAACUACCCAGUAUUCCAGUGUCAGUCUUACCUAUGCCUUAUAUCAAGAAGUACCAUUAUUACUUUAGCCACUGAGAAACUCUAAUGCAGUGUCAUUGCUCCAGGGUGUGUCCCUCUUUUUGGAGUCUUGCCUUUUGGUGACAUUAAACUUCUGAAAUCCAA
Messenger RNA from Dromaius novaehollandiae (emu), 3921 nucleotides. RefSeq names its product nucleolar protein 10 (gene NOL10). The record is from RefSeq and is a predicted model, not a curated record. Lineage: Eukaryota; Metazoa; Chordata; Aves; Casuariiformes; Dromaiidae. The coding region runs from base 64 to 2124 and encodes 686 amino acids. Gene Ontology annotation, biological process: maturation of SSU-rRNA from tricistronic rRNA transcript (SSU-rRNA, 5.8S rRNA, LSU-rRNA). The transcript is spliced from 21 exons. Gene Ontology annotation, cellular component: nucleus; 90S preribosome; small-subunit processome. Gene Ontology annotation, molecular function: protein binding.